Molecule: messenger RNA, 2390 nt
Organism: Exophiala xenobiotica
Lineage: Eukaryota; Fungi; Ascomycota; Eurotiomycetes; Chaetothyriales; Herpotrichiellaceae
Product: formate dehydrogenase, variant 2
Exons: 6
Coding region: 904-2151 (415 amino acids)
Cellular component (GO): cytosol
Molecular function (GO): NAD binding; formate dehydrogenase (NAD+) activity; oxidoreductase activity, acting on the CH-OH group of donors, NAD or NADP as acceptor
Source: RefSeq, a predicted model, not a curated record
CCUUACGCCUGGUCGCUACAGGAGAACUCAUCCAUCAACCAUCUGACUACGGAGUAUCAAGAUGCGGCAAAAUGGCUCAACUGAAGCAAUGAAAUAGCCAGCAACUCUAAACAGCAUAGUUUACCCGUCACUCUCCGAACAUUGGCCGCUUAUGCGCGAGUGAUGCCUCUUCGCUCUUGUCGCUGCGAGGAGGAGUGUCAGUGUGGAAGGUCUCGACUGACAAUUGGGGCCUGGUCUGGAAGCCUGGGAGCCUGGGAGCACCUGACCAAGGUACAAAUGAGGAUUGCGAGGGCGACGCAACAAGGGUAUCUCUCAAGAGAGGGCGAGUGAGAGCUUCAGAAGACAGCAAUCUCCACUGCCUCCGCGAUCAAGUAGGAAGUGCCGUUGGUCACUUCACCAAGGACACAAGGACUCGUUCCGUGUCCCUCACCUGGGCAUUGCAAGAGGACGAGGGCACGGAAGUGAGAUGGUGGGGCAGUAGUCAAUAGCAGCAGGAAGAGGAGGGUUCCGAGCUUGGGUUUCAACUGCUCCGCAAGGAAAAGAGGGGGAGCUCGUGGUAGCAGGCCACUGGCAGCACGCAUGAAGAGAUUUGUGUGGUUCAUGAUGAGGACGAGGAGAUGAUCAUGAGGUUAUAAAAGGAGUUGGCAUUCGUCCGAAUGAUUUUCCACUGUUGGUUUUUUCUUUAUCAAUCCAACUGCACUGUAAGAAAAGUAUCUUGUUGUGUACAGCAGCUGUUUUUAUCUAAGCGAGGCUUUGAAAAAGACUCUCCUCAGCUCCUCAUCCCAGACCCCAGUCCGUGCAUUGAACCAUCUCCCUGACGUAAACUGAUUAGCUUUCCAAGGAUCGCCAGUCUAUCUCUCUCAGACUUCUACUCAAUCCAUCUCUCAUCUACAAUCUUUCAAAAUGGUAUUUGCCCGUGCAGCUGCGCGCUCUUUGCCGCGUGCAUCAUCCCUCCUCUCCUCCACUUCCCCGCACUUGGCUCGUCGAGCUGCCCUGCCCUCCUUUCAACCAUCCUCGAUUGCCAGACGCACGCUGACAGCCACCGCUUCUCGCCAGGGCAAAGUUCUUUUGGUUCUGUAUGAUGGCCAUGAGCACGCCAGAGACCAACCUCAACUCCUCGGCACUACAGAGAACGAACUCGGCAUCCGAAAAUGGCUUGAAGAUCAAGGACACACCCUGGUAACCACUUCGGACAAGGAGGGUGAGAACUCGACCUUCGACAAGGAAUUAGUUGAUGCCGAAGUCAUCAUCACCACUCCCUUCCACCCUGGUUACCUCACUGCCGAGCGUCUUGCUAAGGCCAAGAAGCUGAAGAUCGCCGUCACCGCCGGUAUUGGCUCUGACCACGUCGACUUGAACGCUGCCAACACCACCAAUGGCGGUAUCACUGUUGCUGAGGUCACUGGUAGCAACGUCGUCUCUGUCGCUGAGCACGUCGUCAUGACCAUCCUCACUUUGGUCCGCAACUUCGUCCCUGCCCACGAGCAGAUCGAACGAGGUGACUGGAAUGUUGCCGCUGUCGCCAAGAACGAGUACGAUCUCGAGGGUAAGGUUGUCGGUACCGUUGCCGUUGGCCGUAUCGGUGAGCGUGUGCUCCGCCGUCUGAAGCCUUUCGACUGCAAAGAGCUUCUGUACUUCGACUACCAACCUCUCAAGCCCGAGGUUGAGAAGGAGAUCGGCUGUAGACGCGUCGAGGAUCUCGAGGAGAUGUUGGCCCAGUGUGAUGUCGUCACCAUCAACUGCCCUCUCCACGAAAAGACACGCGGCCUGUUUAACAAGGAGUUGAUCUCCAAGAUGAAGAAGGGCGCAUGGCUCGUCAACACUGCUCGUGGUGCCAUCGUCGUUAAGGAGGAUGUUGCUGAAGCCCUCAGGACUGGCCAGCUCAACGGUUAUGGUGGUGAUGUUUGGUUCCCUCAGCCUGCUCCCAAGGACCAUCCUCUCAGAACCGCCAAGAACCCAUGGGGUGGCGGCAAUGCCAUGGUCCCUCACAUGUCCGGUACUUCCAUCGAUGCUCAGAAGCGUUAUGCGGCGGGUACCAAGGCCAUCCUCGAGAGCUACUUCUCCGGCCGCGAGGACUACAGACCUGAGGAUCUCAUCGUCCACAAGGGCGACUAUGCCACCAAGGCAUAUGGCCAGAGAGCGAAGAAAUAGACGGUCUGGGAUGUGCGAAUCUUGAUGCUAUACUGAAGCCUAUCAACUUAAAAAUGGGUGCUGUUAUGUCCAAGGAUGACGCUGUGCUCACAUGUAUCUUGCACCAUUUUGAGUACUACGUGCAGUGGCAUGUAUAACUGUGGAACUGGACAAGCUGCCUACAAUACCCUAGACAGCUUUUUGGUUAAUAUGAAAAAUAUUAACAAACUAUUUAUCGGUAACAAUGCUUUACGACCACC